AUGUCGUUCUACCCGGGGGCGGCCGAGAGGCUGGUGCUGGAGGCAGUGGCUCGCCUCGCGGCGGGCCGAAUAAGAUGUAGACCCUGUUCCAGCAAAGACACACCACAUGACCAGUGUUUCUCCUUACAGGAGGCACUGUCAGUGGUGAGUGAAGACCAGUCCUUAUUUGAGCCAGCGUACGCUGCCGCUGCCCCUCUCCCCAAGACAGACAUGACUGCAUCUGGCGCGCAGGACUUUGGCCAGACUCACAAAAUCAACCCGUUACCCCCACAGCAGGAGUGGAUCAACCAACCAGUACGGGUCAACGUCAAGCGAGAAUAUGACCAUAUGAAUGGAUCGAGGGAGUCUCCAGUGGACUGCAGCGUGGGUAAAUGCAAUAAGCUAGUGGGGAGUAACGACACAUCUCAGAUCAACUAUGGAAAUUACAUGGACGAAAAGAACGCCCCUCCCCCCAACAUGACUACCAAUGAACGAAGAGUCAUUGUACCAGCUGAUCCUUCAUUGUGGUCACAGGACCACGUGCGCCAGUGGCUUGAGUGGGCCAUCAAGGAGUACGGCCUGUUGGAGAUCGACACAUCCAUGUUUCAAAACACGGAUGGAAAAGAGUUGUGCAAAAUGAGCAAGGACGACUUCCUCCGGCUCACCACCAUGUACAACGCAGAAGUUCUCCUCUCUCAUCUCAAUUACCUCAGGGAAAGUAGCUCAUCAUUAUCCUACAAUACACCAUCUCACACAGACCCAUCCCCACGUCUGGCUACCAAAGAAGACCCUACAUAUGAUGCUGUACGGCGGACGGGAUGGUCAAACAACAUGCAUAGUGCCAAAGUAUCACCAGUUGUUACUCAGAAUGUGACCAAGACUCCCGAGCAGCCCAGAGCUCAACCAGAUCCUUACCAGAUACUUGGUCCUACCAGUAGUCGUCUGGCCAAUCCCGGUUCAGGACAGAUCCAACUUUGGCAGUUCCUUUUGGAGCUCCUGUCCGACAGUGCCAAUGCUGGCUGCAUCACCUGGGAGGGAACCAACGGCGAGUUUAAAAUGACGGACCCGGACGAGGUGGCGCGACGAUGGGGCGAGCGCAAGAGCAAGCCCAACAUGAAUUAUGACAAACUGAGCCGUGCGCUGCGCUAUUACUAUGACAAAAACAUCAUGACAAAGGUGCACGGCAAACGUUAUGCCUAUAAAUUCGACUUCCAUGGCAUUGCCCAGGCGCUUCAGCCACAUCCCACUGAGUCCUCAAUGUACAAAUAUCCUUCGGACCUAGCCUAUGUGCCUUCUUAUCACAGCCACCAGCAGAAAGUCAACUUCGUUUCCCCUCACCCUCCGUCCAUGCCAGUUACCUCCUCCAACUUUUUCGGACCAACUGCUCCAUACUGGAGCUCACCCACUGCUGGUAUUUACCCCAGUCCGAACGUCCCUCGCCACCCGAGCACCCAUGUGCCUUCCCAUCUGGGCAGUUACUAUUAA
Molecule: messenger RNA, 1464 nt
Organism: Nerophis lumbriciformis (worm pipefish)
Lineage: Eukaryota; Metazoa; Chordata; Actinopteri; Syngnathiformes; Syngnathidae
Source: RefSeq, a predicted model, not a curated record